AUCAAUGUUUCUCACAAGUCAUAAACAAGGUUUGAAUCUGUGACUUGAAAUUAAUAUGGCAGCUAUUGCUACAGUGAUGCUCAUAACUAUGUCCCUAGCUUCUCUUAUGAGUGCACUAAAUGUAAAUUAUUACGAAAAUACGUGCCCCCAUUUAGAGUCCAUCGUAGCUUCUGCUGUUCACAAAGCAACCAUCAACGACAAAACUGUCCCAGCUGCUCUCCUUAGGAUGCAUUUUCAUGAUUGCUUCAUAAGGGGUUGUGAUGCCUCUGUUCUUCUGGAAUCAAAGGGAAAGAACAAAGCAGAAAAGGAUGGACCUCCUAACAUUUCUUUGCAUGCAUUUUAUGUCAUUGACAAAGCUAAGAAAGCAGUGGAAGCCGUUUGCCCCGGAAUCGUAUCUUGUGCUGACAUUUUGGCUCUUGCUGCUAGGGACGCUGUUACCUUGUCCGGUGGGCCCACUUGGGACGUACCAAAAGGAAGAAAGGAUGGAAGAAUAUCAAAGGCCACAGAAACCAGACAAUUGCCAGCUCCCACAUUCAACAUCUCCCAAUUACAACAAAGCUUCUCACAAAGAGGGCUUUCUUUGGAAGAUCUGGUAGCCCUCUCAGGAGGUCAUACACUAGGAUUCUCUCAUUGUUCAUCCUUCCAAAACAGAAUCCACAAAUUCAGCCCCAAACAAGACAUUGACCCGUCCUUGAACCCUUCAUUCGCAAGAAGCCUCCAAAGUAUAUGCCCCUCAAACAACAAGGUGAAAAAUGCAGGUGCCCCAUUGGAUUCAAGUUCCACCUUGUUUGACAAUGCUUAUUACAAGCUACUCCUCCAAGGAAAAAGCAUAUUCUCUUCUGAUCAAGCUUUGCUCACUCAUCCAACCACUAAGGCUUUGGUUUCAAAGUUUGCUCAUUCCCAAGAGGAAUUUGAAAGGGCCUUUGUCAAGUCCAUGAUCAAGAUGAGCAGCAUCACCAAUAACGGUGGACAAGAAAUUAGGCUCAAUUGUAAAUUCGUUAGAUGAUUGAAUUGUAUGUAUGUUUUGUAGUCUUAAUGUGUUGUCACAGUGGAUUGAAGAAACAAGGGCUAUGAAAUAAAAGGAAGAGGAGGAAAACAAGGCUACUAUUCCUAUAUUUUCCACCCCAUGCUUAUUUCUUAAAGAUUAAUGAAGGAUUCACUUGUAACCAUUUUCUUCUUCCAGCAACUAGUAGAGGGCAAAAAUAUUUUCUCGUCACUUUUGUAGUUCUAAAACUAGUUGAAUUGGAAUGAAAUAUGAGUUUUUUCA
This is a messenger RNA of Cajanus cajan (pigeon pea), 1267 nucleotides long. RefSeq names its product Peroxidase superfamily protein (gene PER64). The record is from RefSeq and is a predicted model, not a curated record. Lineage: Eukaryota; Viridiplantae; Streptophyta; Magnoliopsida; Fabales; Fabaceae. Gene Ontology annotation, molecular function: peroxidase activity; heme binding. Gene Ontology annotation, biological process: response to oxidative stress; hydrogen peroxide catabolic process.